CGUGCCCCAAACGCACGCACGGAAUGCGUGCAACAACACCAACAACAUUAAACCUCUUUUCUACCACACUCCGCGCGCCCCUGGCCUGGCAUGUUGGGGGCGCGACUCAAGUCCUGGAUGGAGGCGCAACUGGGGCGGGCCAAGAAGCGCAAGCAGAAGCCCCGCUCGCCCCCCGCGCCCCUCGACACCGCGCCCCCGCCUCACCUGUCGUCCCCCGAGAGCGCCUACAGUACAGGAUAUAGUACUGAUGGGACCUCUCCUGGUGCCCCCCCGCCUCUUGUCGCACCUCCGCCGCCGCCCGCGCCGCCGACCACGCAUCUGUAUCAUGAGCCGGCUAAGCGCCGUUCAAGCGUGACGGUCCGCCGGCUGCCCGACAUCCCGGCGGCCUGCGCCACGCCGUCGCCGCGGCCGCGCUGCCGCAUCAAGACGAACCCCUGGCUGGGCGGCACGAGCCCCAGCCGCCGCCGCGCCCCGCAGCCGCCGCCGCCGCCGCCGCUGCUGCAUCAUGCGCCUUACUCCCUGGAUGCGAGUUCGGCCAGGUUUGGGACCAGGUCCCCACUCAAGUCACCCCUCCGCUCCCCAUACCACCGCGGGGGGGCGUCGAGCGACGAAGAAUGCCGCGGCAUGCGCACGCGCGGCCGCGAGACCGCCAUCUUGUCCGACAACGACGUGGACUCCGAUGGAGACACUGGGUUAGACGGUGGAGAUGAGGACGAGCCUGAUGAUGAUACCGCUUCCCCGAGUCGCCGGCGCGCGCGCCGCCGCCGCCCCCCGCGCCGGCCACCUAGAUCUGCUGGAGCCACGCCGCCCCGGGCGCGGCGGCGCGCGCACGCCCCCUCCGCCCCGCCCGCGCGGCGCGACCCGCUGCUGGAGGCGGACCGGGAGGCCGAGCGCAAGUACCGCGAGCUCAUCCGGGAAGCGGAGAAGCUGCUCGUCUCCGUGUCCCGGGCGCCGCUGGAGCCGCCGCAUAAUCCCAGGAUACGGGAGUUGAGAGCUACAGAGGUCGAAGCGCCGCGCCGAAGUCCCGAAAGAACCCACAUAACGAACUUCAUGCGUGCCAACUCGCCAGAGCCGCCGCGGCGGGUGUCCCCGGUGGCGCGGCGCUCGCCGCUGGCCCGCCAGCCCGCGCCUGCUGAGCGGCCCCAGUCGGAGCCGCCUAAGAGGAAGGCGUAUGCUAGAGAGGAGGUGCUCCAAACCCUAGAAGGGCUGCGCAAGAGUCUGCAGCAGCAGUCAGCGCUGCUCGCCGUGCAGCGCACCCGGCUCGACUCUCUAUAA
Molecule: messenger RNA, 1275 nt
Organism: Plutella xylostella (diamondback moth)
Lineage: Eukaryota; Metazoa; Arthropoda; Insecta; Lepidoptera; Plutellidae
Source: RefSeq, a predicted model, not a curated record